AAAAGAUUAGCAGAAUAGAUCUAACUUUCAGUUCAACCGUAAAUGGGGAUAUCAACCUGUGCAAUAAACAAAGGGUAUUUUACAUAAAGGUUGUUUGUUGGCUUAAUUGUCCUCACCUGCAAACGCCCUAAAGCAAACAUUUGGCCUCUGCCUAUUCCAUGAAUUCAUGAACAGAAAUGACAUGGGGCGGUACUGACAAAAACAUCCAACCCGUAUGGAGAAACGUAACUCGAUAUUCCCUGAAUGAACCUCAUUUCAAAGUUUUCGUAAUUUAACCCAGUGUAGCCUUCAAGUGUGUGUGUGUGUGUGUGUGAGAGAGAGAGAGAGAGAGAGAGAGAGAGAGAGAGACGCUGGAAGGAGUGUGUUUCCCUAAGAUUACUCAUUGAAUUAUAUUAACGUCUAUAAAACGCUCAGCACUGAAGGCAGCCUGUAUAUCCCACAGUAAACAGACACUCGGCUAUUACCUGACAGUACAAUGUCUGCGCUGUACUGGACCUUUCUGCUCUUUACAGUCAGCAUGGCUUCCCUGCAGUCACAGAGGUCUUCACGGACCAAAAGGGGUCUCCUGGAACUGGCCGGGGUUAUCAAGUGCAGCACGGGAAGAUCAGCGCUAGCUUAUACGAUGUAUGGAUGUUACUGUGGCCUUGGAGGUCAAGGGUGGCCCAGGGACCGCGCAGACUGGUGUUGCCACAAGCACGACUGCUGUUAUGCUGACGCAGAGUUUGCAGGCUGUCAAACUAAGACAGAAAUGUAUCAGUGGAAGUGUGAAGAUGAGGAGGUUGACUGUGACUCGCUUAAUGACAGAUGUGCGAAAAUCCUGUGCCGAUGUGACAGAGAGGCAGCCAAAUGUCUGGGAAAAGCACCAUUCAACGAACAAUACAUUUUGUGGCCUGACUUCCUCUGUGGUGAUGAACAUCCUACCUGCAACAUUUAUUAGUUUAAUUUUAUAUGUUUAUUAAAAAAAUAAUUGAGAACA
Messenger RNA from Triplophysa dalaica, 976 nucleotides. It is a transcript of the gene pla2g10, whose product is annotated as phospholipase A2 group X. Gene Ontology annotation, biological process: phospholipid metabolic process; arachidonate secretion; lipid catabolic process. Gene Ontology annotation, molecular function: calcium ion binding; phospholipid binding. Lineage: Eukaryota; Metazoa; Chordata; Actinopteri; Cypriniformes; Nemacheilidae. The transcript has 4 exons. The coding region runs from base 476 to 937 and encodes 153 amino acids. The record is from RefSeq and is a predicted model, not a curated record.